This is a messenger RNA of Bolinopsis microptera, 1218 nucleotides long. RefSeq names its product craniofacial development protein 2-like. The record is from RefSeq and is a predicted model, not a curated record. The transcript has a single exon. Gene Ontology annotation, cellular component: nucleus. Gene Ontology annotation, molecular function: catalytic activity. The coding region runs from base 1 to 1218 and encodes 405 amino acids. Gene Ontology annotation, biological process: chromatin remodeling. NCBI's taxonomy places the organism in Eukaryota, Metazoa, Ctenophora, Tentaculata, Lobata, Bolinopsidae.
AUGUCUGUUUGCAACUCCCGUAAGAGCCGACGUAAACACUGUAAAUACAGAAUUCCUUCAUCAGAUUUGUCAUUUGUAAACAGACAGUCAAGUAUGUCUAAUCCUGUAAAUAUUGUAAAGAAUCCUCUCUGUAUCAGUACAUGGAAUGUUACUUCUCUUGUCAGUAAUUCCAGUAAGAUGUAUCAAUUAGGAAAAGGUUUUGAUGAUUAUGGACUAGAGCUCCUUGGGGUAACUGAAACACAUAUGGCUGGAUCAGGAACUCAGACUUUGGACAAUGGGGCUGUUUUGGUUUAUUCUGGCAGGAGCGAUGGAGUACGGAGAGAAGGAGUUGGUGUUGUUCUUUCCAAAAAGAUGAAGAAUACUCUCAUAUCAUACACCCCUGUAUCAGGACGGGUUAUAACUGCCCGUUUACAUAGCAAACACAUCAACAUUAGUGUUACAGUUGUGUAUGCUCCAACUGAGGAUGCAGAGAUCAGUUUAAAAGACUCAUUCUACAAGGAAUUGAAUGAUGUUCAAUCGGGACUACCAGCACAUGAUAUAAAGAUAGUUUUAGGAGAUUUUAAUGCUCGUGUUGGAAGGGAUACUGAUGCUCACCCUGGUGUUAUAGGAAAACACUCAUAUCACACAGAAUCAAAUGAUAACGGAAAACGGAUGCUAGAUUUCUGUACUAUGCACCAGCUGACGAUCGGAGGCACACUCUUUGAACACAAAGAUAUCCACAAGACAACAUGGAGAUCCCCAAAUGGUAACACCGUCCGCGUCACUCAAAUUGACCAUAUGUGUAUUUCGACGAGAUGGAGCCAUUCUUUGCUUGAUGUCAGGAGCAUGAGAGGAGCAGAUAUAAAUACUACUCACUAUCUGGUAAGAGGAUAUGUAUCUAUUAAACUUAAGUGUCCUCAGAAAAGAAAGAAGCGUGUAAGACAGCCUGCUUUAGAGCACCUGCGUGAUAGAUCUAAGAGCCAGGAAUAUAGUAACAGAAUAGCUGAAGAGUACUAUAACAACGAUCAGGAGCAUGGAAACUCUCCUUUAGAAGAACAGUGGAAGAAACUGAGAGAUAUAAUAACUGAUGUUUCAUUUGAAGUGCUGGGUGAAAGGGGCCGGAAAAAGAGAACAGAACAUCUCUCAAGGGAUACUAAAAAUCUCCUAAAAGAACGAGGGGAGAUUAAAAAGAAACCCAGUACUGCUGAGAACCGUGUUGGAACCCUGUUCUUGGGUUAA